AUGGCCCAGUCUCGGGUGCCGGCCCGGGGCCUCACCGGAAGGACCCUACACUUGGCCCAGAUUGCCCUCAUUGUGGCACCGGCCUUUGUCUGUUUUGGUUACAAUCAGUCUGGCCUGGGGCCCCUUGCCACCCUCCAAAGCUGGGUGCACACCUUUCCCUCGAUCGACACCGUCAACACUGUUGGAGAGCAGAAGUCACAAAAUUCGACCAGCAAGGGGGCGGUUGUUGCGUCCUUCCAGAUCGGAGCUCUCAUUGGGGCCUUCUCCUGCAUGUUUAUUGGCGAUCGGCUAGGGCGGCGCAGGACCGUAUUUUUGGGUUCCAUCUUGACGAUCAUCGGACAGGUCUUGCAGGUGUCAGCCUACCAGCUGGUGCAGUUUGUCAUCGGCCGCCUCAUCCUGGGUGCUGGCGUCGGCCAGUUCAGCGUUGCCGUCCCCGUCUGGCUGGCCGAAUGCUCGGAGGCAAAGAAUCGUGGGCAGCAUGUCAUUCUGACGGGAGUCUUCAUGUGUCUGGGUUAUGCCCUCUGCAACUGGAUCGACUUCGCCUUCACCUUCCUGCCCUACUCGACCCUCCAAUGGCGCAUUCCCUUGGCCCUGUCCUUCAUCCCCUCGUUGAUGGUGGCGGGCAGUGUGUUCUUCCUCCCCGAAUCGCCUCGGUGGCUGGUCAGCGUCAAUCGGGUCAGCGAGGCGACCGUCGCCUUGGCUGCCUACAAGGGCAUCGACCCCGAUGACGAGGCAAUCUCUGCGGAAAUUAGCGGUGUGCAGUCCUCGCUGGAAACGACCGUCAAGAAGGUUUCGCUGCUGGAUAUCCUCUUCCACCGCGGAGAAGACCCGGAUCGCCUCCUGUACCGGUUCCUGCUUUGCUUCUUCCUGCAGUUCUUCCAGCAGAUGUGCGGUGGCAAUCUGAUCUCCGUGUAUGCCUCGACCAUCUUCGAGGAGAACCUCAACAUGAGCGCCAACCUGGCCAAGAUCCUGGCGGCGUGCGCCCUGACCUGGAAGUUCCUGUGCUGCUUCAUUGCAUUCUACUGCAUUGACCGGCUGGGUCGCCGGACGGUCUUUAUCAUCAGCGGCACGGGGAUGUGUGUGUGCAUGACGGUGAUGGCCAUCACCGCUAGUUUCCCCACCUCGAAUCACGGGGCGUCGAUUGCCUCGGCGACCUUCAUCUUUCUCUUCAACCUGUUCUACCCGAUCGGUUUCCUGGGCGGGAACUUCCUGUAUUGCACCGAAGUGGCGCCCAUCCACCUGCGGACGGCGAUGAGCGCAGUGUCCACCGCCAACCACUGGUUGUGGAACUUUGUGGUGGUGAUGGUGACCCCCGUGGCGUUGGACACCAUCGGCUACCGCUACUACGUGAUGUAUGCGAUCAUCUCCGCCUGCAUCCCCAUCUCGGUGGCGCUGUUCUACCCGGAGACGAUGAACCGUAACCUAGAACUGCUCGACCAUGCCUUCCGCGAUGCCCCCACCCCGUGGAAGAUCGUGUCGAUGGCCCGCAGUUUGCCUCAAGGCGAGGUGACUGAGGCCGACCUCUACCAGCACGACAAGCACGAGAAGGAGCAAUCGGAAGGGUCGUUCGAACAGAAAGAACAUGUUUAAGAGUAA
Molecule: messenger RNA, 1596 nt
Organism: Aspergillus japonicus CBS 114.51
Lineage: Eukaryota; Fungi; Ascomycota; Eurotiomycetes; Eurotiales; Aspergillaceae
Product: putative MFS sugar transporter
Exons: 1
Coding region: 1-1590 (529 amino acids)
Biological process (GO): transmembrane transport; carbohydrate transport
Cellular component (GO): membrane
Molecular function (GO): carbohydrate:proton symporter activity
Source: RefSeq, a predicted model, not a curated record